GGAGCACUAUAGACAGUUCCCCGCCGGAGCACUGUAGAUGGUGGACGGGAGCGAUGUAAAGAUGUCGGUGGCGCUGGUGCAGAUGUCUUGUUUGUACCGGGGCAUGUUGGCGGUCCGGUCUACCGGCAUCAGGCCGCUGAUCCCCGGGCUGGUCCCGGUGAUGUUCAGAGCCUUCUCGGUGCGGAAGAAGGAGCCGGAGCAGCAGCUGGAGGAGAACCCGUUCUACAACAAGUACCAGCACAAGAUACAGCAGCUGCAGAGCGCCAAACCGCAGGAGUACAAGGUCCGAGUGGAGAAUCGCCAUGAGGCCAAGAAGGAAGUUCUGGGACACUCAAAGCAGGUGGAGUUCGUCCGGCUCAUGGAGCAGGAGUUGGAGAGAAAGGACAAGCUGGCUGCUGGCGAUGGAACAUCAGGAGGUUUCACAAAGAACAAGACGCUGGACUCCAUCCUCAACCUGGAGAUGAUCGGGGACAAGACGGCCGAGGAGAUUACAGAGCUUUGGAUGAGCUAUUAUUCAACCAAAGACACAAUCAGCGCCGUCAUCCCGACACAGAUGUACGAGGUGAUUUUGAGCAGAUCAAAGUCUUGCCCGAUGUUCCUCUACGCUCUGCCUCAGAGGGAAGGUUAUGAGUUUUUCUUGGCUCAAUGGUCCGGACAUGAGCUCCACUUCACCUCCCUCAUCAACGUCCAGACGCUGGGCGAGAACGCUCCCAGUCAGCUGAUCCUCUACCACUACACAGACCUGAAAGAUGAGAAGGGUGUGGUCCUCAUGACGGCCGAGCUGGACCCCAAGUUCAUAACCGUGCACCAGGCUCAGUGCUUGGCCAAUCAGGUGCAGCUGUUCUACGGCACGCAGAGGCAGGAGACGUACCGAUUGGUCGAGGCAUUUAACCAUCACCCUGCAGAAUUCAAACACAUGUCGGUGAUAGCGGAGCUGGAACAGAACGGCUUGGGCUCGGCGGUCGCGCCCGGGGGACGGUAGCUCACUGACAGCCGGAUUCCCAGGAUCUACAUUUAAAGGGACAGAAAGAAAAGCGCUGUUUUGCUCAGCACUUUCCGUGAGGAUUCACCUAUUCUUCAUACUGUACAUGAAGUUUGCAGCAACAGCUGUUUUAGACAAAAUCAUUUAAAGGAGCCAUCAGUAGCUUCUCAUGAACUCUGUCUGGGACUUGAUCAUCUGACAUCUGCUACAUUCUGCAUACAUUUUUAACCACAGGAGAGUAAUGCGGUAUUGAUAUGAUGAAUAAAUCCCACUGUAUCCGUCCUUCUAUAUUAGACUGGACCAGAAGGACUUUGUUUGCCCAGUUGCUAUCCCUGAAAACCCACGUGACGUUUAAUAAAUCGUGUUCAAAACCCCAAA
Sebastes umbrosus (honeycomb rockfish) is the source of this 1360-nucleotide messenger RNA. RefSeq names its product ATP synthase mitochondrial F1 complex assembly factor 1 (gene atpaf1). The coding region runs from base 38 to 982 and encodes 314 amino acids. The transcript is spliced from 9 exons. The record is from RefSeq and is a predicted model, not a curated record. Gene Ontology annotation, biological process: mitochondrial proton-transporting ATP synthase complex assembly. Lineage: Eukaryota; Metazoa; Chordata; Actinopteri; Perciformes; Sebastidae. Gene Ontology annotation, cellular component: mitochondrion.